Cynocephalus volans (Philippine flying lemur) is the source of this 3067-nucleotide messenger RNA. It is a transcript of the gene ASB5, whose product is annotated as ankyrin repeat and SOCS box containing 5. NCBI's taxonomy places the organism in Eukaryota, Metazoa, Chordata, Mammalia, Dermoptera, Cynocephalidae. The record is from RefSeq and is a predicted model, not a curated record. The coding region runs from base 122 to 1111 and encodes 329 amino acids. Gene Ontology annotation, molecular function: protein binding. The transcript is spliced from 7 exons. Gene Ontology annotation, biological process: intracellular signal transduction; protein ubiquitination; positive regulation of protein catabolic process.
CAUCAUUACCAGCUGAUAUUUUCUUUCCUCAGGACCAGCUGUUCAGGAACAUCCCGGACUAGAGCCAGGCACAUUUGAGACUUGGAUCUCACUAAAGACUGCCGCAGAUUCUUCUGCAGCAAUGUCGGUGUUAGAAGAAAGCCGACCGUUUGCUCAACAGUUAUCCAAUGUUUACUUCACAAUACUUUCACUUUUCUGUUUUAAGCUUUUUGUGAAAAUCAGCCUUGCCAUCCUUAGUCAUUUCUACAUCGUGAAAGGCAACCGCAAGGAAGCGGCAAGAAUUGCAGCUGAAUUUUAUGGAGUAACCCAAGGACAAGGUUCCUGGGCAGACCGAUCACCACUACAUGAAGCAGCAAGUCAAGGUCGUCUUCUUGCUCUGAGAACAUUAUUAUCACAGGGUUAUAAUGUAAAUGCAGUAACCAUAGACCAUGUCACCCCAUUGCACGAAGCCUGCCUAGGAGAUCACGUGGCAUGUGCCAGAACUCUGCUGGAGGCUGGAGCUAAUGUAAAUGCAAUCACAAUAGAUGGAGUGACUCCAUUAUUCAAUGCAUGCUCACAAGGCAGUGCAAGCUGUACGGAACUUCUCUUGGAAUAUGGUGCCAAAGCCCAGCUGGAGUCGUGCCUUCCGUCUCCCAUACAUGAGGCCGCCAGUAAAGGACACCAUGAAUGUCUUGACCUAUUGAUAUCCUGGGGCGUAGAUGUUGACCAAGAUAUUCCUCAUCUGGGAACGCCUCUCUAUGUAGCUUGUAUGUCACAGCAAUUCCAUUGCAUCUGGAAGCUUCUUUAUGCUGGUGCUGAUGUACAGAAAGGCAAGUAUUGGGAUACUCCAUUACAUGCUGCUGCUCAACAGUCCAGUGUGGAAAUCAUAAACUUACUGCUAGAAUUUGGAGCAGAUAUCAACGCCAAAAAUACAGAGCUUCUGCGACCUAUAGAUGUAGCUAAGUCAAGCAGUGUGGUGGAAAGAAUACUACUUCAACAUGAAGCUACUCCAAGCUCUCUUUGCCAACUUUGCCGACUCUGCAUCCGAAAUUACAUAGGAAGACCAAGAUUACACCUAAUCCCUCAGCUGCAGCUGCCAACAUUACUGCAGAAUUUCUUACAAUAUCGAUAAAAGUAAAAUAAUUCUAAAUACUUUGAAAAUCAAAAAUCUGUUUCAUUGGCAUAAUGAAUAUUUCAUAUUAAAAUAUGCUAAAGAUAGGGUAAAAGCGAUUAUGAGAUUUCCCAGGGAAGCAGUGAAAUAUCAAUUUUCAUUUUAAGUGUACUACUUACUACUAUUAUUGUUUCAUGCAUAUUUAAUGUCUGUGGAUUAUAGUAUAUUUUUAAUAUCUAUAUAUUAUAGGUAUUAACUAUUCCAAUAUAUCCAUCCUCUUAUUAAUUUAAGAAAAAAAGUGAGAAAUCCUCCAUUUUAUUUCUUUUUUUUAGAAUAAAAAAAAUGAACUCUUACUAAAAUUAUUUAUAUUAUAUUGUACUUAAAACACUUAUGUUCUUCAAAUAGUGGGCUAACUUAAAUUUUGGCUACUGUUAUCUAUUGGUUUUUAAUAUUGACGUAAAAUAUGUGUACGGUUUAAAAAGAGCAACAUAGCUUUUGAAAUAAAAAUAACUCUCAGUCAGAAAAUUCACUGUGUUGAACAUACAUGUGUCAUUAUAAUGGACAAUUCAUAAAGAAAAAUAAAUUGUCCCCCUCCUCGCAAAGAACUCACAAAUCACUUCUCCACAGUAAAUGGACCUGUUACAGAAACUGGUAGGACUAAAAGUCAGCACUGCCUUCUCACCCGGAGAUAUCUUAACAUUUUGGAUAUUAUACACUUGCUAAGGCUAUUUUAAGACCUCCUUCUCAAGAGUAACCUCUUAAGGUCUCUCUUCAGUGCUUUUAUAUAUAUUACUCCAGCUUUCUUUCAUUUCAGAAAUUGUCAGUAAGCUAGUGGCACCUAAACCAAAGAAAAUAAACUUCAUAUUUAAUUGAUAAAAAGGCCCUGGGUCAUAUUCCAGAUAUAGUUAGGUCAGUCUAAGACUGUAGAAAAUGAAAGAUAAAGAAACACCUUAAAUUGUGAAGUUUUUAAAGAAAAUAAAGGGGGGUGCCACUUACCACACUUAGAGAACUUAAGAAAUUUACCCAACAUGUAGACCUUAACAGUGAUGUUACUAAUUCCUUUAACACAAAGCAAGGGUUUAGAGUAUAUUUUGCUAGAGAGUGUUUUAUAAAAGAAGACAUUACUAAGCUAGUCCUUUGCAGGGUUAAUACUUCGUUUAUUGUCGUCAGCUUUAACUGUACUUAGGUGCGUUGGAAAACAUAAUAAAAUCUUGUGCCUCCUUUGUAAUUUAGACUAGAUUUAGAUCUAUUAUGAACUUAGAAAUAAGAUAACCAAGAUACAACUUGCAUAAAGUAAAAGAAAAUAUUUUGAUGAGCUUUAUAAAUUCGUUAAAUUUUGAUAAAGUAAAUAUUUUGACUACUAUUUUAACAACCUAGGGCCUAUUUUCUUCUCCUCUUAGUUUUUGGCAAACUCCCAGAUUAUGGGAAAAUAAACUAUUACUGUAUGUAACCCCAAAGUCACUAAGUUUGCAUUUUUGGAAAAAUAAAUCAUUUGUUUAGAUUUUUAAAAAUAGAAAUAAAACUGUUUAUUAAACAAUGUCUUCUCUGUGACCAGGGACUUUUACAGAAUGUAUUUUAUAGAAUAUCUCAGUCUAACACAUUUUUAAUGGCCUCGUGAAUAAUAUGCAUUAAAAUGGAGUUUUAUUAUGGAAUAGCAUCAUUAAAUAUAAUUAGAUAUUAAAGCUGGCUUUUGGUACAACAGGCUUCUACUAGUAUUUUCUUUGCACUAGAGGUAAAGUCUUAGAUUGUAAGAGUAAUGCAACAUAUUCCUCUUCAUUGGUCUUGUGCCAAUAAGAGAGUAAAUAUCAAAUGUUAAAAUGGACACCUUAAAAUUAUAGUACUCGUAUAUCUGUAUCUUAGCUUGAGUAUGAUUGUCUUACCAAAGAAGUGUUCUAAUUUAAAUGUACGAUAUGUUUGUUAAUAUAUGAAAGUGUGAUUAUUAUCCCUUGGAAUAAAACACUUUUUUUCCUGUUGUAA